Molecule: messenger RNA, 390 nt
Organism: Ilex paraguariensis (yerba mate)
Lineage: Eukaryota; Viridiplantae; Streptophyta; Magnoliopsida; Aquifoliales; Aquifoliaceae
Source: the annotation of a GenBank genome assembly
AUGAACCAACUUCCAUUCCAAGUUAUCCAGGCCUUAAUGAGCAAUAAAUACAAAAAAGAUGAAGGAGAAAAUAUGAUUAACAGUUUUUUCGAUCUACCCUUUGCUCUUGAAACAACCAAUAAGAGACGGGGAAGUCGAGAUGAGACGCCCCUUCACCUUCUAGAACUUGUGCGAGAAAAAUUUCUUCCUGACGAGAAGGAAUGUGGGAAAGGUCUAAAUGCUUAUAAUAAGGUCCUCCCUCGUCACUCCUUCGAUUCAGCAGCAGAACUUAAAGCAAAAGGAACACAUUUCAAGUCUAGCAGUACAUUUUGUCCAACAGACAUCAGCUUCACUUCGUUCUUUGGCUAUGGACAGUUGACACUUCCUCCUAUAGUACCUGCGUUUUCUUGA